UCCCCCCUCCCCCCCCUUCACCUGCGGGCUUGCCCCCGCCGGCGCUGGCUGGCUGCCGCCGCGAGGGGGCGCCCCUGGUGGCAUGGAUCGCGACGAGAUCCAGCACAAGUUAAGCAAGAAGGUGGCGCAGCUUACGAAGGUCAUCUUCCACCUCAACACCAGGAACGACGAGGCAGACCUGCACUUGGCAGCCGUCACUGAGGCGUACGAGAAAGAGAUCGACUUGAUCUUGCAGGACGCCAAUGCCAAGGUCAAGAAGUUGGCGCAGGCGGCGGAGGCCGGCAGCAGCGGCAAGCUGCAGGAGCAGGUUCAGAAGAUCAAGGCCUCGUUCGAGGAGGAGAAGCAGCGGGGACUGCAGGAGGUGCAGACCCUCCGCGCCUCGGCGAGCAGCCGGGAGGGCAAGAACUCGCAGGCGUGGACCGAGCGCAUGAGCAAGAUGAGCGCCGAGGCCUUGGCGCUCAAGCAGCAGGUCGCGCAGCAGGCCGCGCAGUGCCGGGCGGCGCUGCAGGCCAGCGAGGAGCAGCGCAGGAA
Molecule: messenger RNA, 531 nt
Organism: Prorocentrum cordatum
Lineage: Eukaryota; Dinophyceae; Prorocentrales; Prorocentraceae
Source: the annotation of a GenBank genome assembly